GACCAUAGAAACUGACAGCGACUGGGCACAAAGCGGCUGUAAAACAUUCCGUUUGUGGCUCAGCGCGGGACUCGUGCUCCGGUACAACGAACCGGCCUCGAGAGACACGCUGACGUGUUUUCUGUUGACUGUGGCGUUCAGGUCCAAACAUGGCGACGGUUGUAUGUUAACGCGGGGCUCUGGCUAUUUCAUGGAAGCGAUCAGAACAGAUGAUCACUCCCUCUCCUAAACCGUCACACGGUUCAUGUGUGUGCUGUGUUUUCUUCAUAUUUACAACACACAACACGGGUGAUAUAACAGGAAUCCCUUACUAUGAGUGAUGAUAAACCUUUCCAAUGCACUGCUCCUGGCUGUGGACAGAGAUUUACUAACGAAGACCACUUGGCCGUCCACAAACACAAACAUGAGAUGACCCUGAAGUUUGGCCCAGCGAGGAAUGACAGUGUCAUCGUUGCUGACCAAACCCCUACACCCACCCGCUUUCUGAAGAACUGCGAGGAGGUCGGGCUCUUCAAUGAACUCACAAGUCCAUUCGACCACGACUUCAAAAAAGCAACUGAAGAUGACAUUAAAAAGUUACCACUGGAUUUGUCACCUCUUGCGACGCCUAUCAUACGAAACAAAACCGAGGAGCCCAGAGCUAUGGAGACUCAACGAGACAGCCCUCUGCCUCACCCAGAAUCCACAACAAGUGAUGACAAGGACUUAUCUUUGCAGCCAACCCCAAUGCCAACAUCCACUAUAGUCCACCCUGCAUCCCUCCAAGUUCCCAAUGUCCUUCUAGCAACCUCAGAGGCUAAUGUUGUAAUACAGCAAGCUCUCCCAUCGCCAACAUCUAGCUCUGUUAUUACUCAAGUCCCAUCCACUAAUAGACCUAUAGUCCCAGUGUCUGCCACCUUCCCUGUGCUCUUACAGCUGCCUAACGGCCAAACCAUGCCAGUCGCUAUACCUGCGUCUCUUACGAGCACAAGUGUGCAUAUCCCAACUACAAUCCCUCUUGUCAGACCUGUCACCGUAGUGCCUAACGUCCCCGGGAUCCCAGGACCUCCCUCACCGCAGCCUCAGCCCCAGCCUCAGCCCCAGCCUCAGCCCCAGCCUCAGCCCGCCCAAUCAGAAGCAAAGCUGAAACUGAAAGCCACAUUGAGCCAGCAGCUUCCUCAGGUAACCAACGGAGAUGGUGGUGAAGUUCAGAGCAGCGCUGUGACCCACACUGCUGCUCCCCCGUCUCCCGCCCCGACCCCAACCCCAACUCCUGCUCCAGCCCCGACCACAACCGCGGUCCUCUCUCCCGCUCCUCACCUGCCCGCAGCCGAGGAACCUUCUCCGCAUCCUCUUCAGCAGCCAGCCACCUCCACCACAGAGACCCCUGCUUCCCCGGCCCCCCCUGCACAGAACCCUACGAGCACAGGGGGUCGGCGGCGCAGAACCACAAGCGAGGACCCUGAUGAGAAGCGGCGCAAGUUCCUGGAGCGUAACCGGGCGGCCGCUUCUCGCUGUCGGCAGAAGAGGAAAGUGUGGGUCCAGUCUCUGGAGAAGAAGUCUGAGGACCUCAACUCCGUGAACGGACAACUACAGAAUGAAGUCACCCUGCUGAGAAACGAAGUGGCUCAGCUGAAGCAGCUUCUUCUGGCUCAUAAAGAUUGCCCUGUAACCGCCAUGCAGAAGAAAUCUGGCUAUCACAUCUCUGACAAAGACGAGAGCUGCGAGGAGAUGUCGGUUCCCAGCAGCCCCCAGAACGAGGCCAUUCAGCACAGCUCCAUCAGCACCUCCAACGGGGUCAGCUCCUCCUCCGCGACCGUCGCCAUCUCCGCCCCGUCCAGCGCCGCCGCCACCAUCAUCACAUCAAACCACAGCACAGAGGAGAGCGAGCCGCGGGGAGACGCCACCCAGUCUCAGCCUUCAGGGAGUUGAUUGUCCAUAACUGUGGCGGAGCACUGACACUGGAGCGCUGCGACCCCGUCUGUCUCUAUGGUUCUCCCUCAGCUUCAGUUUGGACCGUUCUGAAUUUAUUAAAAUUGAUUUUGUUUUGUCCUCCGUAGGCAAUGCUUUUUGAAAAAUGCAAUGAAGAUAAAAGAACGGGCACUUUAGGUGUAAGAUGUAACACAAAUGGAUUUGAAAUGUUUUUGUAUUUGUAUUUGAGUUAUUUAUUAAUUAAUCCCAUAUAUUUUUCCAUUUGACCGGUUGAUCAGUAAAUGUUAGAGUUUACCAAAGUGUGUCGUGGCUCAUUUGUAACAAGUUUGUGUUUUUUUCAUGACUUUUAUAAGACUAAAAGACAUAAAGACACUAUCUUUAUGAUGUAGUUUCAGAAAGAGCAGUCACUUUUUUAUUUAUGUAUAUAGUUACUUUUUCCAUUUUGCACAUUUUGAGAGAAUAGUGGGUUUAUCUUGUUUGGGGGGUUUGAAAGUCCACACGUUAGGUACUGGCAGCUUUUUGGAAGUAGAUUUUAAUGCCGCCAAGUGACACAAAUGUAAAUGAAUGAUUCAAUGUUUAGUGAGAUCAGUCGUCGUCUUAUUGUGCAGUUUGAAUGUUCGAGCUCACCUCUGCUUGUAAAAUAGUCUCAAGGAGGUCGGGCAGUUUAAUAAUGUUUAUUUCAUUGACAUUUCGUCUGUAGACUGAUUGUUCAUGAAGCAAUGAUUGUAGGAUUGCAGUACAUUUUUCCAUUACUCAAUCAUGGUGAUGUUGACUUCAUUCAGUGCCAUCAAUGUUUUUCUAUAAAUGACUUCUGUACCUUUGAGUUGAUUGCCGUCUUCUCAGACUGAGACUCUCGUAAACAUGAUUACUGAGUAGAGGAGAUCUGCUUUUGUGAACCGUCUUUGCUUUUAUAUGUGACUGUUUUUUGCCUUCAGUGUCUGAUGCGGAACACUAAAGGACAUUCUGCUGUUUUCAUGAUCGCAAUUCUAGAUGACAUUUUUAGAAAACACUGUAAAUCACAUUAAUAGUACAUUGAUCUUUCAAGGUGUUAUGUACUCUGUGUCUUUUUUAACAGGAUAGUCUGGAUUCAGUAGCUGAGCUCUGUUAAUCACGUGUUAAAAAUACUGACCUUUGGACUCUUUCCAUCAUUAGGAUCGGCCUCUCUGGCUCGGUAUCAUAAUGGAUUCAGAUGUGGACUGGAAUCACAUCAUGUAUAUUAUACUAACAUGACUACUACGACUGCUUUGUAAGGAUUGUGAACGUUUCAUCAUUGAAAUAAUUGUAUAGGAAGCAAAUUACAGCGUGAAGUCGAUUUGCCUUUUCUCUUAGUCUGUUCGGGCUUACUACUGUGUAGUUUUACAAGAAGCUUACACAUUGUUUUCUUAAUGUUUUUAUUUGAAAUCUACCGUCAUGUGCUAUCUGCAUGAGAUAACAAUUCUCUGCGAGAAUUUAACUGUCCAGUAACGUCUCCGUCAGAUAAAUAUCAUUAAACAAGUUGUUUCAACUGGAGUUGGUGGCUCUAAGUUUCUGAAAGCGUUUAGUUUUUUUCUUAAAUUUACUUGGGUUAACUGCUGUGAUACUGUGUUGAAACUGUACUUGUAAUUUGUGAAAGUUUCUGUAUGAAAAUAUGACUUGAAAAGUUGUUAUAAUAAACCUUUAAUAUCUCUUUAAAAUCCAA
Molecule: messenger RNA, 3589 nt
Organism: Scophthalmus maximus (turbot)
Lineage: Eukaryota; Metazoa; Chordata; Actinopteri; Pleuronectiformes; Scophthalmidae
Gene: atf2
Product: activating transcription factor 2
Exons: 12
Coding region: 313-1911 (532 amino acids)
Biological process (GO): regulation of transcription by RNA polymerase II
Molecular function (GO): cAMP response element binding; DNA-binding transcription factor activity, RNA polymerase II-specific
Source: RefSeq, a predicted model, not a curated record